Messenger RNA from Acipenser ruthenus (sterlet), 3295 nucleotides. Its product is annotated as potassium channel subfamily K member 17-like. Bases 27 to 944 code for a protein of 305 amino acids. The record is from RefSeq and is a predicted model, not a curated record. Lineage: Eukaryota; Metazoa; Chordata; Actinopteri; Acipenseriformes; Acipenseridae. Gene Ontology annotation, cellular component: membrane. Gene Ontology annotation, biological process: potassium ion transmembrane transport; stabilization of membrane potential. The transcript has 6 exons. Gene Ontology annotation, molecular function: potassium ion leak channel activity.
AACGCCUGCCUCAGCUCAUUGGGAACAUGGUGUCCUUGAAGUUUCAGAUCCCCACCACCGUGGUCCUCAGUUUAAUCUACGUGGUGUAUGUUCUUGCUGGUGGUGCUAUUUUCUGGUACCUGGAAGGGAAUCAACUGGAGGAAAACUCUCGGAUUUUUGAUAGAAAGAAGGUAGAAUUACUGGAACAAUUCAGCUGCAUCGAACAGCAUGCGCUGGAAAACUUUGCCCAGGAAAUAAUCUGGGCGUACAAGAGUGGGGUCGUCUUUAGAGGGAACCGAACACUCCAUGGCUUCUGGCAAUUCAGCACUUCAGCUGUGUUUAGUGCCACUGUUGUCACAACCAUAGGCUAUGGAGACAUAAGCCCCACCACGACUAGUGGUCAGCUGUUCUGUGUGCUCUUCGCCCUGUUCGGGAUCCCUCUUAACGUGGUGGUACUCAACAGAUUCGGCAAGUUCAUGCUUUCCAUUGAGCAGAGAACCAGUGCUUACAUUGGACAGAAGAUCAAUCGCAGGAAAACGGCCCGAGUUGCGAUCGCCGGGAUAUCCUUCCUGAUCGGCAUGACAAUGUUUAUCUUCAUCCCAACAUACGCCUUUCACACCUUCGAGAACUGGAACUAUCAUGAGGCAUUCUACUUCACCUUCAUCACUCUCGCUACCAUUGGCUUUGGGGAUUAUGUUGCAGGAAACAACCCUGACAUUAUCUACCCGUUUUGGUACAGUCAGGUUGUGGCGGUCUGGAUCUUCUUCGGGCUGGCGUGGUUGUCCCUGGUGAUCAACUUAUGCAUUGAGAUGCUGGAGAAGCUCAGCACAUACCUCAAGCAGAGGCAGUUGGAUAGUCUUGAGAAUAAAACCAUCGAGGAGACUGUGGAGGAACCAGACCCUGCAGAGCCUAGGGAGGAGACAAGCGCGAGCAAAGAAGACCCAACAGCACCAACAUGCUCGUAGAGGAGCACGUCUCUGGAAACGAACAUCAACCUGUUCGAUUUUUUUCCUGCACAAAUUCCAUGUUAUAAUGCACUUUCUAUAUUUUAAACUCUAUAAGCUUCUCAACACUCCAGUGUCACAGCAGUCAUGCCAUAAAUAACGUCUGUCCCAAUUAAGUGAGAGGCAGUUGAGACGACCUUAGUCAAACUUUAUUGAUUCUUAAUGAAAGGAAAAAAAAUUAAAUCACAUCACAUUAUAAUUAAAUGUUAAAUACAUAAUUCAAAAUAUGAGCCAAUGUUUUUUUUUUUUAUUCCUAAACAAAAUUAAUCUCACCUGCGAUACUGACACGCCAACUUUCUUUGCAACAGCAGCCUGAGAAACCACAGGACUCCUCCUUCUUCAAGAGUUCAACGUGGUUUACGCAGUUUACACAAGUCACAGCGUAAUCACUGCACUGUCAGCGACCCAGAUGAGGAAAAUAUUCAUCCAAUCGGCUUUAAAAGCACUCAAUGUGGAAGUUAAUUGCCAUAUAUAUGGUGCUUCCCCUUUAUAAGGCAUUAUAAGGCGGCCCUUUAUACUGCAGAACAGGUUAUAAGGCGGUACGGUCAUGGCUCCCAUUUGCCCCAUAAUGCCAUUACACUGACAUUAGUAUACAUAGCUAUUGUGCACUAUAUAUCACCUUACAGUACAAUAAUAUGACAAAAAAUGGACUGGAUGAUAAUACCCCAAAAAAAUCUUAAUUUUUUUUAAUUCACGGUUCGCCGGCUUAUUUUGACCCUCUGCAUUCAUUGUCACUAUUUUUGCUUUGUAAAUAAUUGGUUAUUUUUUUAGCAGUCGUUUUUAACGUUUUACCCUCUCAAAGUGCUUAACACAGAAAACCCGCCCCUUCAACUCUCUGAUUGGUUAAAUGUUGUGUCAAGACACAACUGUCAUGUGGUUCACGCAACUACGGUCUGCUUGAAGCGAAAUCAAUCUUUAUUGUUAAAGGCACAGUAGCAUGUGCAAGAUGGGCGGGUAGGGUUUUUUUUAGCCGGGCGGCGACAGCCAUUUUGGUUGAAAAGGCCUGGGGAGAACCCUAAUAUUGCGUGGGUAUAUCUAGCUUGAUAUUUAAGUAGGAUAACAUAAGUGGAAUAACAAAAUGCUUACCGCGACUAGUUUCGAAUGUGUAUUUGCUUACAUUUUCAAUCCAAUGGUGUGCUGCUGAAUCUCAGGACGGAGUUGCGCUUUGGUACUUCAACAUUAAUAUGUGUUUUAUACAACUUUUUUUUACAACUUUAAAAUGUCUUAAAUAAUUUCAGAUUUCUCUUGUUGUUUUGAUUUGGUUCCUGGUUUCCUUGAGAACAAGUCAAGUCAGAAAAUGCCAGUUGCCGAUCUGCCUGUGUCUGUAGCUCCUUCAUUAACACUGCUGGUAACGUUAGGAAACAGCAGAGAGGUAUAUCAUGCAUGUAGUACAAGUAUAACACUGCCUUGUUCUAACAUAUUGUUUAAAGAGACAGACUAAGACGGUGUUUACAUGGACAAGUCAUGACAGUUCCCAUGUAUGUAGUUACGAUUUAGGAUGACAAAUCGGGCCGUGACAAUGCAACUUACAGCAGUCAUAGUGAUUUAGGGGAGGGGAUAUUUAAAUGUGCCUGUCUGCAUAUUAAUUAUGGAAAGAACAACUUUUAAUACCGUGAGGAGAGCUUGCAGGCAUUGCCAUGACGAUAAAAACCUUUAACAAGACACAUGAAUUCACGUGUUGCCGCUGACAUUCUGAAUUACGCCGCACAUUAGUUACUUGUUUGUCUGGUUACCUUUCCAACACACACACAAUUAUAUAAAAUAUAAUUUCUACAAGUUUUACUACUUAGUAUUUAUAUUUGUGUGUGUGUGUUUGUGGAACAUCUAAAAGUUACAUUUCAUUAACACUUGAACCGCCGUUUAGAGUACAUGGAACCUACAAUAUAACCUACAAUAUUCCAUUUAUAUAUAUAAUCCAAUAUACAUACACACACAAGCCUGUUGUUAUCGCUACUGGACCUGACAGCCAUCAAUUCCUUUGUUUUGUAUGAGGUAGGAAAGAUUUCAUCUUGAAGAUAGCCACAGCGCUUCAACAGAAACAUUUCGAUCAGAAAACUGCAAAGCUGCAGGCUGCAGCAGCUCAACCUGGAUUCUGUGCUGCACUGAGUGACACACACGCAGGAUCGAUCAUAUGUUCAUUCAAAUGUUUAUUUUAUUAUAGUUUUUCAUUUUUUUAAGUAGUGCUUUAUAUGCGAUAAGUUAGAAAUUAAACCCUUUUAUGUUUAAUUCUUUAUUUAAAUACGGCGUUUCGGCUGUGCAGAUGGUUGAUAUGUGCUUGAAUAAAACUUUUGAGUUGUUUCCGAUAGUUUGUC